CAACUUGAUCUGGAAAUAUGGGACCAAGCAAACCAUCGAGUACGGGGCUUUCGCGUGACAAGAGCAACAGAAUAGAGACUGAAGGGACUAGAGUCGACUCAAGAUCGAAACGCCAAGUACAUCAUAAGGUUUAACGUGAGGAUAGGAGAGUAAGCGCGCCAAAGGAUGGCGCCGCGAGACGGUAAUGUGGCGCGCGGGUAGAUAGGAAAGGCGACGUUGGAUAGGAAAGGCGAUACGGAAAGUUGGCGCGAGGGCGAAAAAGAAAUGCCAGGCGGAAGAAAAGCGCGAGGGCGAAUAGGAAAUGCGCUGCGAAAAGAAAGAAGCGAGGGCGGAGAGGAGAGGAGAGGCGGAAAGGUGACGCCAGGGCGGACAGGAAUGUAUUAGGGAAAUUUGAAGCGAGGGCGGAUAGGAAAUGGGAGGUGGGAAGGAGGUGCGCCGCGGAGAGGAGGGCGUGGAGAGUGACGCUGACAGAUCGCGUGAAGGAGAUGCGAGGGGGGAAGGGGACGCGACGGGGAGAGAGGGGACGCGGCGAGGAGAGGGGACGCGGCGAGGAGGGGGGACGCGACGAGGAGAGGGGACGCGGUGCGGAGGGGGGAAGCGACGAGGAGAGGGGACGCGGUGAGGAGGGUGGACGCGACGAGGAGAGGGGACGCGGUGCGGAGGGGGGAAGCGACGAGGAGAGGGGACGCGGUGAGGAGGGCGGACGCGACGAGGAGAGGGGACGCGGUGCGGAGGGGGGAAGCGACGAGGAGAGGGGACGCGGUGAGGAGGGCGGACGCGACGAGGAGAGGGGACGCGGUGCGGAGGGGGGAAGCGACGAGGAGAGGGGACGCGGUGAGGAGGGCGGACGCGACGAGGAGAGGGGACGCCGUGAGGAGGGGGGACGCGACGAGGAGAGGGGACGCCGUGAGGAGGGGGGAUGCGACGAGGAGAGGGGACGCGACGGAGGGAGGGGGUGCGGCGGGAGGCGAGGAGGAGAGGGGAGGAGGAGAGGUGAGGAGGAGAAGUGGGGAGGAGAGGUGAGGCGGAGUUGCGAGGAGGAUAGGGGAGGAGGAGAGGUGGGGAGGAGAGGUGAGGCGGAGAGGCGAGGAGGAGAGGGGAGGAGGAGAGGUGGGGAGGAGAGGUGAGGCGGAGUGGCGAGGAGGAGAGGGGAGGAGGAGAGGUGGGGAGGAGAGGUGAGGCGGAGAGGCGAGGAGGAGAGGGGAGGAGGAGAGGUGGGGAGGAGAGGUGAGGCGGAGAGGCGAGGAGGAGAGUGCAGCGUUUACCUCCUCUUCCUCCAACCCUCUGCCCCACCACGCUCUCCCCCCUCAUCACUCCACUCUCCCACCAUCACACCCCUCUUCUCACCUUGAGGAUAGCAGCAGCAGCAGCGGCAGCUCCCUGGUGCUGCCUGCGCCGCACUCGGGCCCCUUUAUGGAGGGCCCGGAGUGCGAGACGCCCAAUUUCAGGGGCAGGGGGGUGCCACCAAACGAUAGAGGGGUAGGGGCAGCGGCUCCUGCUGCUAGUGCUGCUGCUAGCACUGCUGCUGGGGCUGCCACCUCCUCCUACACUUUCUCCACUCUGUUGCUGUUAAAGAUACAAUAUAUCUUCACCUGUUUAUGUUAAUUAUCAAUAAUUUCAGAAACCACCAACGUUCCAUACUCUAUCCACAACAGCAUGGCUAUCACCAGCAGAGGAACACGGCACUACCAAUAGCUGCAAGAGUGGGAGCAGAGGUGGUGCUGAGAGCACGAGUGGGAGGAGCGUUUCAAGUGAGCAGCAGGAGAUGGUGAUCGAUCUCUAGUUUGGCUCUGCUUCUUCCCCCGCCCGAAACCCUCCAUACAUGUUCCACUGCCUAAAAAAGAAAUGCAACAUCA
Molecule: messenger RNA, 1856 nt
Organism: Closterium sp. NIES-67
Lineage: Eukaryota; Viridiplantae; Streptophyta; Zygnematophyceae; Desmidiales; Closteriaceae
Source: the annotation of a GenBank genome assembly